AUGUGGUGUGGUGUGGCGCUGUUCAUGAUGUUGUGGCUGUCCCCAGCCAUCGCCGCCGCCUCGCCGCCUGCCACUUCCGACUGUGUGGGCUUGGUGUGCGUCCUCAAGGCCACCAACUCGACCUGGGCCGGCGGCGGCCUCUCGGCGUCUCUCGCGCUCUUCGACACUGCCCGCCGCUCCGGCUUGGGUUGGGGUUCGAGGGCGUCUCUCCACCUGACGGCCGCGGCGGAGCUCCCGCACGUGGCGGCAGGCGCCCACGCCUUCGAAGGCGACGCCACGUGGGACGAGUAUGGGCAAGAAUUGUCUAUCGACGGCGGCACCUGGCACGCAUACGCCUCGGCGUUGUCACCGGCGACGCUCCUGCUGCACCUGCGGCUUCCGCCGGCCGCGUCGGCCGGCUUCCACGCCCUCUCGUGGCAGCGUCCGCUCCCGCGCGGCGAGCUAGCGCGCUUCGCCGAGGCGGCGGCCAUGCUGGCGGCGGGAGAGGCGGCGGCGGCUGGUUCGCUCGGCCCUCCCGGUCGCGCCGUGCUGCUGCAAGACCUGAGCGGAGGGCUGUGCCUGCUCUCUUCCCCGUCCUCCGCCGACGAUGAAGGCGGCGACACCGCCGCCGGACGCGCCUCGGCGCCGACUCUUGGCGAUUGCGCUUCGCCUGAGGCGGUGUGGCAGGUCGGCGCCGGCGCUGCAGAGGCGACGCGCGAGCUGCGUGCGGCGGCCGCCUCCGCCGCCGGCGGCGGCGGCGGCGGUGGCGGCUCCGACGUCUGCCUCCGCCGGCCGGCGGGCUCGUCGGGCGCCAAGCCGCUUGCGCUCGGCAAGUGCGGCUCGCUGGGCACGCGCCGCUGGGAGCUGUCGGAAGGGGGGCGGCUCUCGGCGCGUGCGGUCUCGUCCUCGCGGCUGCGCUUCUGCGUGCGCGUCGCUCGGCCGAGCGAUGAGGAGGGGGCGAGGGCGUGGGCUGCGUGCGUGGCGCGCCCUGCGUGCGCCGACGCCGGGGAGGUCGGCCUCUGCUGCCCGGACCAGGAGGGGGUGCGGCGGGAGUGCUGCGACGACGCUGCGGCGCCGCCGCUGCCCGCCGCGCUCGAGACGGCUUCGUGUGACGACGAGGCGGCGGCGGCGGUGCUGCGCGUGCUUUCGGCCCCCGGGCUCGCGCCGCGCGCUGCGCUGCACCAGUCCACCUCACAAGCUAGCGGCGCCUCCUCCGCCUCCUCCGCCGCGUCUGCGGCGGGCGGUGCUGGCGCGCUGACCAAGGCGCAGCUUGACUGGCUGAACGGCGCGCUUCUUCCCGAGAGCCGCAUGCAACUCGCCGCCGCCGCCGCCGCCUCCAGCGGCGGUAGAGGCGGCGGCGGAGGUGGUGGAGGAGGUGGAGGGCCUGCGCCGGGGUCCGCGUUUCUCCGCGGCGUCCGUGGCUCGCACCUCGAGGCGUGGCACGCCGCCGCCGCCGCGGUGCAGAGCGGCUCGCGCACGGUCGGGUCGCUGACGGAGCAGCUCGACGCGCUGACUGACGAGAGCGCCGGCGGCGAGGGCGGCGGCGGGCUCGGCGAGGGCGGCGAGGGCGGCGGCGGCGAGGGCGGAGGCGGCGAGGGGGGCGGCGGCGAGGGUGGCGGCGGCGACGGAGGUGGUGGCGAGGGCGGCGGAGGCGACGGCGGAGGCGGCGAGGGCGGCGGCGGGCUCGGCGAGGGCGGCGAGGGCGGCGGCGGCGAGGGCGGCGGCGGCGACGGAGGUGGUGGCGAGGGCGGCGGAGGCGACGGCGGAGGCGGCGAGGGCGGCGGCGGGCUCGGCGAGGGCGGCGAGGGCGGCGGCGGCGAGGGGGGCGGCGGCGAGGGCGGCGGCGGCGACGGAGGUGGUGGCGAGGGCGGCGGAGGCGACGGCGGAGGCGGCGAGGGCGGCGGCGGGCUCGGCGAGGGCGGCGAGGGCGGCGGCGGCGAGGGCGGCGGCGGCGAGGGCGGUGGUGGGCUCGGAG
Molecule: messenger RNA, 1954 nt
Organism: Emiliania huxleyi CCMP1516
Lineage: Eukaryota; Haptophyta; Isochrysidales; Noelaerhabdaceae
Exons: 2
Source: RefSeq, a predicted model, not a curated record